AUGAGUGAUUGGGAUUUCCUAGAUGAAGUUGAUGUGUUAGCUAAGCUCCCAGCUAAUUUCGAAGAGUUAAGAGAAUCCAAAAAAUGGUUAGAGCGAAAAGAAGCUUUAGAACAAUUGGCGAAUCUGAUAGAUGCCAAUCCUCGUUUGUCUACGAAGGCAAAUUAUGCUGAUAUAACAGGCAACUUGAGAACUAUGUUAGCUAAAGAUGCAAAUAUUAAUGUAUGUGCUGUUUGUGCCAAAUGUAUUUGUGGACUCGCUAAAGGUCUUAGGCAAAAAUUCAGUCCUCUCGCACAAUCUAUUUUCCCGGUUAUUUUCGAAAAGCUUAAAGAGAAAAAGCCACUUCUCAAGGAUCCGCUGGUCGAAUGCCUUGAUGCUUUAAUCGCCACUAUUCCAACUAUUGAAGCUCUUACCGAAGAUAUCUCUACGUUCAUAGUAAAACCGAAUCCUCAGAUUAAACAACAAAUGGCCUUGUUUAUAUAUAGAUCUCUCAAUACACUAACCACUGAUAAAGCGCCCAAACCUUUCAUGAAAGCUAUCGUCCCACUCAUCGGUAAAAUCAUGGGAGAUGCUGAUGCUGAUGUUCGUGAAGCUGCAACUUUGGCUCUUGGAGGAGUCUACCGGCUUAUAGGAGAAAAAGGAGUGCGAACUUUAUUGGGAGAUGCUGCUACUGAAGAUAAAAUGAAGAAAAUCAUUGAGUGCUCAGAAAAAGCUAAGGAGGAACACAAUGAAUACAUGGCCAGUAAGAGCCCCCCUGCUUCUGCUCCAGGUGGUGGAAAUGCAGCACAGUCUUCUAGUGCUCCUACUACCGUAUCAGCUGCUGCGCCCGUUGUAUCUGCUCCCGUACAGGAGGCAGAUCCUUUUGAAUUUUUAACUGCUGUUGAUGUCUUGGCUAAGCUACCAUCAGAUUUCAAUGAUAACAUGGAGAGUAAAAAAUGGUCCGAACGUGCUGGUGCUCUACAGGCUUUCUUAGACUUGAUGUUGAAAGAUCCCAAAUUAGAUCCUAAAGCUUCUUAUGGAACGAUGAUAGAUUUACUUAAAAAAGUCCUCGAAAAGGAUGCUAACAUUAAUGUAUGUGCUCUUGCUGCAAAGUGUAUUAAAGGAUUGGCUGAUGGACUGAGAAAAAAGUUUGCUCCUUUCGCUCCGGUGGUUAUCCCUAAGAUCUUGGAGAAAUUCAAAGAGAAGAAGCCCAUGCUUAGAGAUCCGCUGAUUGAAUGUAUUGACUCAGUUGCUGCUUCAGUUCCUCUUGAUUCAAUGCAAGACGAUAUAAUGGCAGCCAUGGAGAACAAAAAUCCUAACAUUAAGAUUCAAACAGAUCUCUUCCUAUAUAGAGUCUUCAAAACCUUCAACGCUACGACUAUGCCCAAGAAAACCUUGAAAGCUUUUUCAACUCUUCUGAUAAAGCAUACCGGUGAUUCUGAUCCUGAAGUUCGUGAUGCCUCUUAUGCUGCUCUAGGGUCUGCUAUGAGAGCUAUAGGAGAAAAGCCUUCCCUGGCUCUUUUAUCUGAUAUCGCUGAAGAUAAGCUCAAAAUGACUAAAAUCAAAGAAUUCUGUCAAAAAGCAGCAGAAGAAGUUGGACCAGAAGUUGUGCAAGCUAUGGUACAGUCCGUACACAAAGCCGACGAACCCGCUCAGCCACCACCACCGACAAAGACAGCUCAACAAGCUCAGAAAAAAGGAUCUCUAUCGCGCCAAGGCUCCACUAAUAAUAUUCAGGAAGAAGAGGUUGGAGGAGAUGUAACUAAAAAAGUUGUUAAGCCAGCCAAAAAAGAGGAGCCGAAGCCGGAAGAGCCCGAAGAACCUGCUGCUCCUACUGCUCUUCUAGUUGUAAACUCUGAGAAAGCAAUUAGAAUCAAGAACGAGAGAACUUUGAAAGUUAUCAAAUGGAACUUUGCAACUCCCGCUUCCGAGCAUGUAACUCAACUUCAAGAUUUGCUAGGAGCCGUUUCUAAGCCUGCUCUUCAUGGACUCCUUUUUCAUAAGGACUUCAAACAGCACAUAAAGGCUUGUGAGAUGUUAACUUCGAUUGGACAAACAACUCCGGAAGCCUUAGUCGCAAAUAGCGAUCUACUCCUGAAAUGGUGUACUCUUCGAUUCUUCGAAACGAAUCCAGCUGUUCUGAUCAAGGUAUUAGAUUUAGCUAAGCUUAUAAUUGAAUCAGUUAGAAAUGCCGAUGAACAAAUGUCAGCAGAAGAGCUCUCUGGAUUCUUACCUUACCUUUUGUUGAAAUCGGGAGAACCAAAAGAAAAUGUGCGAGUUGUAGUCAAAGAGAUCGUCGAUGAAUUGACUGAAAUCACAUCUCCAUUGAAAAUGACACCUCAUAUUUUAGAAGCUUUAAAGUCGAAAAAUGCACGUCAAAGAACAGAAUGUCUCCAGUAUUUAGAAAAUUAUAUCAUCAGAGCUGGUGCCUCGACUAUUAAAAGCUUGGGCAUUCACAAGCUGAUUGCAGCUCAAGUCAGUGAUAGGGAUAAUAACGUCAGAAAUGCUGCGAUAAAUGGCUUGGUAGCUUGCUAUCGAGAGGAAGGAGAUCAGAUGUGGAGAAACGUAGGCAAAAUCGCUGAUAAAGACAGAGCUCUCGUUGAAGAAAGAAUCAAAAGAAUGGGAGUUGUUCCUGGAUCAGUCGCACCACCUGCUGCUGCAGCUCCCACUCCAAAAGGAAAAGUUGGAAGUGCUAAAAUUAUUGUUCCCCCUGAGCGUGGCCCUGCUGUUACUCGUCCAGGAAGUAUGGAUAGGACGUUCUCUCGGAACGAGAACUCUGAUGAUACCACUAUGGUUACCGAACGGCAUAUGCCUCGAGCUAGAUCGCGGUACGAAAUAGAUGAAGAGUUUGUUGAAAUGGGUGUACAUUCGUUGGAUAGUACAAAACAAUUAGAUCUUCUGGACCAGAUGGAAGCUCCUAGUGCUGCUAGUCUCAAACCAAAAAUUUCCUCUACUGCACUUAAGCGAAGUGGAUCAUCAUCGAGCAUCUCAUCAAUUGAUACGUUAGAUCAUUUCGAGCGUGUGAUUCAGAAUAUUGCAUCGGAUAGGUAUGAGAUUGUUAAAGAAGCUCUUGAACAGGUUUACUACAUGCUUUCUGUUGAGGAACAGAAAGAGUUAGUUGAGCAGCGUAUAUCAUAUGUGGUGAAGUAUUUUGCUAUGCAACUAAAUUAUAUAACUAACGCUUACACUGUUAACUCAGGUCAAGGAAGAGACUUGCUCAAAAUGAUUUUCAACUUUUUCCAUUCUCUUCAUGCAAAUAAUAACCCGAUGACUUACCUUAAUGAAGAGUCUAUGUCGGAGUGGCUAUACGCUGCUAUUAACUUAUUAACAACGACAACAGCUAUCGAUCCUCCCGAGUUCGAAGAGGGAAUUUCCAUAAGAAAGUCGAUUAAUGUUACAAUCCUUCGUAUUUGUGGAAGAAUGGAGCCCACUGUGUUCUUUGCAGCUUGCGCUCAAUGUUUAACAAAAGCUCUUCUUCAAGAUCCCAAUGGCGAAUCUGUGGGACUUUUCAGCAAGUGUAUUUAUAAAUGGCAGGAUAACAUGACCAAGGCUCCUAAGCCAUUAAGACUAAACACAUUCCUCAAAUAUGCUAAUGAGUUCUACAAUAAGAUUAUUGAUCAACCUCAAAACUUCUUCAUCGACGAAGCUAUUCGCUGCAUGGAUAUGUGUAUACAACAAGCAGUAAUGAUCAUGGGAGAUGUGGUUCUCGACGCAGUGAGAAGAAUGCCAAAUCCACAUGCUCAUCUAGUGUCUUAUGCCAAUUGCUGUCUGCGACAAUUUCAGAACGACAACGACAAUUGGAUGCCUCUCUUACCAGGAAAGGUUGCUCCUGAACUCCCUCAACCGAGAACUUCACGUUCAGAAAAUGUUCCACAUCGUAAAGAGGUCUUUGUGCUUGUUGAUAACUGUAUUCGUGAUAUGACAUCGUUUGAACGACAUAUUUCAAGUCUUGCGAGCUACAUAAAAGAGCACCCAGAAGAGCGUAAUGCAUUCCGUGAUUAUACCAACAGAAAUGAAUCUGCACGUGCGAUCGGUAUGGUUGUUGAAGGAAACCAACGUAUAGCCGAGGCUGCUUUCCAACCUGAUUUGGUUGAAAGUGGCAAGGAAAUGUAUGAAUUCACUCUGAAAUUGGAGAAUAUGUUUGGCCAAAACUGGCAAACUAAUCCAGUACAUAAAACUAAAGAUUUAAGUGAUGAAGCUCUAACAAGCUCGAUUGUUGUUCCGAGUACACUAGCAGCUCGGACACCACCCCAAGAAACAAAAAAACUAACCAAAGCUAGACGUUCCGUCGACCCUGUUACUUUGAAAAGCAUUCGAUCACGAUUAGCUGAGAUCGAAGAUAACUAA
This is a messenger RNA of Auanema sp. JU1783, 4323 nucleotides long. The record is from the annotation of a GenBank genome assembly. NCBI's taxonomy places the organism in Eukaryota, Metazoa, Nematoda, Chromadorea, Rhabditida, Rhabditidae.